ACUGUGGACUGGAGACUCUGAGGGUCGACGACAGGGAGAUUAAAGCUUCCGGAGACAAAGCAUGCGACUCUGAUCUCAAACAGGAACCAAACACAGCAGACUCAGAGCUGGAUGUGUCUGACAACACAAAGCUGACGAAGCCUCCAUCAAGCUUCACUCCUGAACUGCAAACUGAAUCUGCAAAAGUCUCAUACAGGUUCAGGUGUCCUGGUCCAGGUGAGUUCCAGUGUACUGUAACUGGACUGGUGUUUGUAAUGGAUCAGGAGGCGGAGCUUCUCUACAAGACUGUCCAGUGGGAUGAGAGCCUCCUCCAAUCAGCUGGCAGGACAGCUGCAGGGCCACUGUUUGAUAUCCAGUGUCCUGAGGAUGCUGUCUGUCAGCUCCACCUCCCACACUGUGAAACUAAGGAUGCUCUGCUGUCUGAAGGCCUGCUGUCAGUCGUCCACAUCACUGGUGAUGGAAUGACCAUCCUCGAACCGCUGGAGAUCACAGACACUCACGUGAUUGUCAGCGUCCCUCAUCUGUCUUCCUUUGGUCUAGUCUGGGACAUUUUAGGGAGGUUAUGGAACAACAUGAAAACAAUUAAUGGCCAAGUUUUGCUGUUCCUCCGACCACCAAACCCACAAACACAGAGGCAGAACCUCAAUGUGUUUCUCCUGCCGAGCAACGUCCCUCUGGAGGAGGUGAGUGCAAAACAGCGAAAUUCUGAGUACAUCCAGGCACCUCCCAAAUGCAAACUCAUCAAAGACCAAAGCUACACUGUUCACUGUCCGGUGGCCUUUAAAGUACAGCCUGAGAAAGAAGAUUUUGACCUGGAUUUUGGACCAAAUUACCACCCAAUAUUUGAGAUCCGUCUGCCUACAAACAUAGAAGAAGCAGCUGUAACAGUCCGAGACCAAACAAGUACAGAUGUGUGGAAGCACGAAGUUGAGCUUACCGGUCCAAGGAGGAUAACUGUACAGAGGAGCCUCCCAGCAGAGGACAGUCUUCCAGCAGAGGACAGCCUUCCAGCAGAGGACAGGCUGCUCUUAGUUCGCGGGCAGUUUGUUAAAAGAGUGUCUGAACCUGUUCUAGACCAGCUUCUGGACAAACUUCUUGAGCGUGGCGUUGUAAAUGAUGAGGAAAUGCAGUCAGCCCAAACCAAAAGCAAAGCAGAUAAAGCACGAUACGUGAUCGACACAGUGCGAAGAAAGGGGACUGAAGCCAGCUCUGUUCUGAUCGCUGCCCUCUGUGAGGUGGAUCCAUGCCUUUCCAGAGUGCUCACCUUAAGAUGAAGCUAAAGCCACAAACUGUGGACUGAUUUCCAGCUCAAACAUCUGCUCAGCUGGUCUCUGGAGACGUGGUCCCCGGCUCUGUCCUUCACCAUCUGUG
Messenger RNA from Toxotes jaculatrix (banded archerfish), 1371 nucleotides. RefSeq names its product NACHT, LRR and PYD domains-containing protein 1b allele 2-like. Gene Ontology annotation, biological process: regulation of apoptotic process. Lineage: Eukaryota; Metazoa; Chordata; Actinopteri; Toxotidae. The record is from RefSeq and is a predicted model, not a curated record. The transcript is spliced from 10 exons. Bases 255 to 1274 code for a protein of 339 amino acids.